This is a messenger RNA of Leptinotarsa decemlineata (Colorado potato beetle), 1458 nucleotides long. Its product is annotated as RCC1 domain-containing protein 1. The record is from RefSeq and is a predicted model, not a curated record. NCBI's taxonomy places the organism in Eukaryota, Metazoa, Arthropoda, Insecta, Coleoptera, Chrysomelidae.
GCUGUCAUGGAAACGGUGACAUUUAUAAUUUAUAAACAAACCCUGAGAAAUCGAAUUUUUCAUAGUUAUUAGUAUUUAAUUGCUGUAAAAUUUAUUUCAUUCGAGUCACACUGAUUACCUACUUUAAGUUUCUACUCACCAUGCUAAUCCCUGUAUUUCCCGAGUCAGUGAAUUGAAAACGAUUUUGGACGUUUCCAGGUAAGAACGGUCUUUUGUCACACUCACAAUGUCAACAGAAAAUACAAAUAAUCAAUAAUGAAAGUUUACUGUAAGGGUUUCAAUUUGUACGGACAAUUAAAUCAACCGGAACCCGUAGUGGAGGAGUUCAAGCAAUGUUUCGAUUUUGAGGUUAUAAAACGGGUUUGUAUCAACCAUUCUUAUACUGUGAUUCUCACCGGGGAUCAGGGUAUUGUUUUACAACAGAAAGAUAAAAUUCAUUUGAAAUCUACAAGUGAAAUAAUUCUGGUUACUUCUAAUGAUGACAGGGUUGUGUUGUUGGACAAAGUUGGUAAUCUACUGAAAGCCGAACUGUCAGAUUUCAGCCUGAUUUGUGAAAUUCCCAAUAGUUUUUUCUCUGAGAAAAUUAUAAAUGUCAGUUGCGGAUCCAAGUUGACAGUAGCAUAUUCCAUUGGAGGGUUCAUAUAUAAUGUUCCACAAAAACUCGAUUUCUGUAAUACAAGUAUUGUAGAUGUUACUUGCGGCAGGGAGCAUUGCUUAUUACUGGAUGAAUUCGGGAAUGUCUACUCCUUUGGAAGAGGAAGUCGUGGGCAGCUUGGCCAUGGGAAAUUAGAUGACGAGCCGGAACCUGUCCAAGUAGAAGGCCUAGCUGGUAUAAAAAUCACACAAAUAUCUACUGGGGGUUGGCACUCUUGCGCUAUUAGCAAAGAUGGAGACUUGUACGUUUGGGGAUGGAAUGGGAAUGGUCAACUGGGGCUUGCGGAAGGAGAGGAAGAUACAAAAUCCGUGUCUGUUAUGGCAACGCCCCAUGUUGUGGAUGUUGGGGAGGCUUCAAGAAACGUCGUGAAUGUUGCUUGUGGAAGUCGUCAUACCAUUGCUAUGUUGGACAACCAACACCUGUAUGGAUCCGGAUGGAACAAAUAUAAACAACUGAAAAAUGAUGAAAAGGAAAACUAUUCAGCUUUCACUUACUUGCAUGACUUCACUGAUAGUGAUGUUCUUGAUAUUGUUUGCGGUCCGUGGAAUUCCGCCGUUAUAUGCAACUGAAUGCCUGUCUUUCCUCGAAGACUUUUGUGUUAACCACUGUUUACCACUCAGAUCAAUCGCUACUGAUAACUUUCAUGGCGGUGAAUUCAAUUACGUUUUGAGAAGCGAUCUAUUACAUGCCGUGAAGUAAAUCAAUAGUAACUAUCUAUUUUUUAUGUAUUACUAGUGGUAGACAUGCGAUGUGUUUGUGUUCUUCAUGAGCGACUUUUUAAUAAUAAUUGUAUACUAUCUUGA